Molecule: messenger RNA, 1464 nt
Organism: Penicillium antarcticum
Lineage: Eukaryota; Fungi; Ascomycota; Eurotiomycetes; Eurotiales; Aspergillaceae
Exons: 5
Coding region: 1-1464 (487 amino acids)
Biological process (GO): tetrahydrofolylpolyglutamate biosynthetic process
Cellular component (GO): cytosol; mitochondrion; cytoplasm
Molecular function (GO): ATP binding; tetrahydrofolylpolyglutamate synthase activity
Source: RefSeq, a predicted model, not a curated record
AUGAAGCGCAGUUACGAGAAUGCGCUCAAACUCCUAGCAACACGAAGGCGGAAAACCCGACCGAAAACACCUGCGCUAUCUCGUACCAAUCAGGACGCAGCGAUUCCUAGCGAUAACCCAACUGUGAGGGGUAUACCCAGCUUGGUUGGAAUGAAAGAGUGGCUGCAGGUUUUGGGACACUCGGAGAGUGAUGUAAACGCCAUUAAUAUUAUUCACAUCACUGGAACGAAGGGUAAAGGAAGUACCUGCGCGUUCACACGCUCAUUUCUCCAUGCGCAUGGUUUGAGAACGGGAUUCCCAAGGCGGAUCGGGUUAUAUACCUCCCCAGAUCUGCAAUGCAUCCGAGAGAGAAUACAGAUCGACAAUCGACCAAUCACGGAGGAUCUCUUCACAAAAUACUUUUAUGAAGUCUGGGAAAGCCUUGCAUCUUCAGGUUUAGGACAGGAAGUCGAGACCACGAGACAGCCUCGGUACCUGCAAUUUUUGGCUUUGCUAGCCUUCCAUACAUUCAUCAGAGAGAAUGUCGACGCCGCUAUAUUUGAAACUCACCAUGGCGGAGAGUUUGAUGCUACCAACGUGAUACCCAAACCCGUUGCGACAGGAAUCACCUCACUUGGGAUGGACCACGUUGAUCAGCUAGGCCCUACGAUCGAAAGUAUCGCUUGGCAUAAAUCAGGGAUCUUCAAGCCUGGAGCACCUGCAUUCUCGGUACCACAAGAACAAGGACCGAUGAAAGUCUUGUGUGAUCGUGCCGCUGAGAAGAAGACCAGCCUGAAGUUCAUUCCGACCAAUGAGCAUCUUCCUACCAACACCAAGGCGCUGAGUGUCCCAGUACAGCGAAUCAACUCUUCCUUAGCCCUUGAGCUAGCCAAAAAGUUUUUACAACUCAAAGCACCAGGACACAUAAUGGAAUCAGACGAUAUCCUCAGAGGCAUCGAGAACUUCUCGUGGCUCGGGCGAUUCGAAAUUAUAGAGGACGGGAAGUCUCAAUGGUUCGUGGAUGGGGCGCACAAUCCUCUGAGUCUCAAACAAGCAGCAGAAUGGUAUUCAAACAACAUUGUUGUCGUGGAACCGCGGAGAUGUCGAAUUCUUAUCUUCAGCCACUUCUCCGAGGAACGUGACGGAGUGGACCUAAUGGAAAGUCUGGCACAUGCUCUUUCGGAAUACAAUGCGAAGCCAGAUCAUGUCAUCUUCACCACAUACGAGGAGAGAAUUGAUGGGACUACAAGAAUAGAUAAAACCCUCAAAGUGCCCGAAAAACCUUUCCCAGACCUUUGCGCUACAUACUCUUCAUUAUGGAAAGACUUCGAUAACCAGGCUGUAGUCUCAAGUGAGUCAACCAUUGAGGGCGCGUUGAAUUCCGCCAAACAGAUCAGUGCCCAAGAAAGUGGUGCACAGAUCUUUGUGACGGGCAGCUUGCAUUUGGUUGGGGGAGCCCUUAACCUUUUACGGCCUGAAAUUUGA